AUGGGUAAAAAGUCAGGUGAUUACAGUAAGGCUGAUUUAAUUUUCAUUCCACCAAUUGGAGUUAAGUUAGAUGAUGAAUUUGCAAAUAAAUUAUACAAUUUUCUUACAGCAUCAGAAGCUAAAAUUCCUGAUGCAUGUGCAUAUCAAGUCUACAUGACUAAAAAAGAACGAAUAAAAAACAAAGUGUUUACACAAUUAGCUGGAUUUAUUCCUGAUUAUCCAAACAGAAGUUUUAGAUCUUUUGGAGGAACGUUAAUAAAAACAAAAGACCUUAAACCUAUCUCUAUUUGGACAAAUGAGAUGUGGUUUAGAAAUCGAUAUGAAGCACUUGUUCAACAUUAUUGUGAAGUUCUUGACCAACCAAUUGUUGUUUCCCCAACAAAUUUAUAUUCACCAUUAAUCGAUUUUUAA
This is a messenger RNA of Entamoeba nuttalli P19, 411 nucleotides long. RefSeq lists its product as hypothetical. The coding region runs from base 1 to 411 and encodes 136 amino acids. The record is from RefSeq and is a predicted model, not a curated record. The transcript has a single exon. NCBI's taxonomy places the organism in Eukaryota, Evosea, Mastigamoebida, Endamoebidae.